GCUAAGCUUCGUGCGGAGAAGUUUUCAAAGUCAAGGCUUGUCUACCUGCUUGCCGGUCAGCAUUUGUAGUGGUUCUUAAAGGUUUUGAUUGUAUAUGUGUGUGUGCUUGGAUACAAAAUAUUGUGGAAUGCAACAGCAAUAUCUGGGGCAAACAAGAAAAUCUUCCUUCAUAAGUCACUGGCAAGAAAAAUGGUAAAAAUGCUCCUAAUUACCGUGCUACUGUUGGGUCUAUGCAGUGUUGGACUAAGAAGCGCACAAGUACAUAAUAAAGUAAAUGAAUAUGAACUACACGCAGAAAGAGAUGAAGUAGAAACCAAUCUACAGAUUAUACAAAUGCAAAAAAAUGCUAAUCACUCAUUGCUAUCUCCCCAAGCUUUGAUGGCGCAUUUGGACGUAUUGAAAAUGGCAAUGAGCUUCAAGUUGCAUAUGUACGAGACGGAUUGGGACUUGCGCGACAUUUGCAAAUCACCGUUAGCAGCAAGUGCAAAGCGUAACUAUUUUAUCGAACAGUUAUACAAAAAGUCAAUACCGUGUACACUAAUAACACCGUUAGAUUGCUUCUGGGAGGGCAGUGAACUAUUGUUGCCGGAAACAGCUGUGGCAAUGACGCUUGCAGAAGUGCGUAAAUUACAAAUGAAUGAUUCACAAGCUAUCUACGAAUACGGUUUAUGGGAAGCGCAAAUGCGACUUGCAACCAAUGCUACGACUUACCGAGGCAAACCCUGUCUGAACCCAAGAAGUACGAGGUGUCCGAAAACUGCGCCAAAUAAGCAUGAAUUGCAGACCCCCGAUGUGGGCGCCAUACUACGCGGUGGCUGCGCUGGUUAUGCCAACAAAUACAUGCAUUGGCCGUUGGAAUUGAUCGUUGACGCAGCGGAACGCAAUGAGACCGGGGCGGUGCGCAGAGUGAAAGCUCUACAAACGCUUGUGCCGCUAAUGAGCGCUGUGGACUUUUAUAAUUUGUGGCACAAUCACACAAAGGUGCAACAUCUGGAUUGGACGCCAGAACGUGCGGCGAUGCUGUGGAACGUGUGGCAGCGUAAUUUCUCAAACGCAAUUGCGUCAACAGUGCAGAGGAAGCGCAGCUUAUGUGAUAACAACGACUUCAAGGUCUUAACGCCGGCUAUUUUGGAAGAUAUUUCGAAAGAAGAUACACCCAAUUCCAAUGCGGUCAACUACAUACCAGUUGUUGUAAUCAACAUAAUUUACGCUGCUUGCGUGCACUUUCGGUCCCGACAGCGUCAAAGUCUGCUUGCGGCAAGUGGUGUGCUGCUUAACGGUAUUGCGACUGCUGCGGGCUUGGCGCUUUGCAAGCAGCUGGGUAUCGCCGCCGACGCACAUGUGCUGCCAUUUUUUGUAUUCAGCUUAGGCGUGCAACACGUGUUUAUGCUCACCGCUAACGAGUAUCCCGAAAGUGAGCGUACUACGUUGGAGCAUGUUGUCGGACCGAGUAUACUCGCCUACGCAUGUGUCGUAGCCAUUUCACUAUUUGCGGCGAUCUAUAUGUCAGCGCCUGCAAGCCACUUGAGAGUUGUCUGCCAGCAAGCCGCUGUUGUGGUGUGCUUUAAUUUGAAUGCGACACUGCUUCACUUUCGUGUCAUAAUAUAUUGGAGGCAGAAGUUUAGAUGCGCAGUUAACUCGAAGAACAUAUCUCUCAAUAACAAAGCGUCUUCUAACACUACUGCACACUCUAAUUUGAAACAAGAAGAACAUCGAAUGAUUUCAUCAGCCGAUAAACGAACCAAAGAUUUUACAUUAGCACAUGCUGCGCUUAACUACAUCACAGCGUGCUUAAUGAAGCGUUGGAUGAAGUUCAUUAUCAUUAUCCCAUUUAUUGGCAUACUCAUCUGCAGCUUAUGCGCAACAACGCAUCUACAAUAUGGUGCCGACCUUAUCAAUCUAGAUCCGAAGCAUACAAAUCCGCUUAAAUUCGUCAAUACUCCAGCACCGUUGUUCGAUUUCUAUAGCAUAUAUGCGGUGACGCAAGGAAAUUUUGCAUAUCCCAACAAACAACGUUUGUUGCACGAGUAUCAUGAGGCUUUUGGGCGUGUGCCACAUGUUAUUAAGCAUAAUAAUGGUGGUCUACCCGACUUUUGGCUCACACUAUUUCGCGAUUGGUUCAUCAACUUACAACGCACAUUUGAUCGCGAGUUCAGUGAGGGGCGUCUGACGCUCGAAGGUUGGUUGUCGAAUGCGACUAGUGAUGCGAUAUUGGCUUAUAAGCUACUCGUACAAAGUGGUUAUGUUGACAAUCCGGUGGAUAAAUUUAGUGUGAUACAAAAUCGUUUAGUCGAUAGUGAGGGUAUAAUCAAUCCGAAAGCAUUUUACAACUAUCUCUCAGCGUGGGCCACGAAUGAUGUAUUUGCCUAUGGUGCUUCACAUUGCAAAUUAAAUCCACAUCCACACACAUAUUACCACAUCAACGAUGAAAUUGAUUUAAAAAUACCGAAAAGUAAACAAUUGUUGCAGUCGCAAUUUCCGCUGCACCUACAUGGCUUAUCAGACUUAUUGGAAGUUCAAACGCUUGCACACCAUUCGAUUUAGUGCAACAAUUUGAAGCACUACACAACUCAAUCGCUUUAACGCUAUGCAUCACACUAAUCGCCAUCUUUAUAACGUCUGCUAUAGUGUUGCAUUCUAAAUGGUUUGCGUUUUUGGUCGCUUUCAACGUCUUUGCUGCAUUGUUACAAAUAUUGUGCGCAAUGGCAAUGCUGGGCAUAAAACUCUCAGCAAUCUCCGCAGUGGUGUUGAUGUUAAGUGUCGGCAUGUUUGUCUGUCUGACGGUGCACAUUUCACUGUGCUUCAUCACGUCCGUGGGUGACCGGCAGCGCCGCAUGCAGCACUCAAUUGCAACAACAAUUGGUCCAAUUAUCAACAGCUUGUUUGCUUUCACACUAACUGAAAUCGCACUAGCCAUAACAACUUCCGCUUACGUAAUACACAGUUUCCUGCAACUCAUAUUAGUCGUGUUUUGUGUUGGUGCUUGCAAUGCGCUAAUAGUCUUCCCAAUUAUUUUAAGCAUAUACGGCACCAAGGCGGUGACAGUGUCAGCCGUGGAUUUAGAUUGUACAUUCAAGAAUUCAGUUGAAAGGGAACAAGUUUUAAAAGCUUAAACCCACUUACC
This is a messenger RNA of Zeugodacus cucurbitae (melon fly), 3124 nucleotides long. RefSeq names its product protein patched. Gene Ontology annotation, cellular component: plasma membrane. The record is from RefSeq and is a predicted model, not a curated record. Lineage: Eukaryota; Metazoa; Arthropoda; Insecta; Diptera; Tephritidae. The transcript has 6 exons. Gene Ontology annotation, biological process: smoothened signaling pathway. Bases 190 to 2544 code for a protein of 784 amino acids. Gene Ontology annotation, molecular function: hedgehog family protein binding; smoothened binding; hedgehog receptor activity.